Monoraphidium neglectum is the source of this 559-nucleotide messenger RNA. RefSeq lists its product as hypothetical. NCBI's taxonomy places the organism in Eukaryota, Viridiplantae, Chlorophyta, Chlorophyceae, Sphaeropleales, Selenastraceae. The transcript has a single exon. The annotation marks the transcript as partial. The record is from RefSeq and is a predicted model, not a curated record.
CGCUCUGGAAGACGAGCCGCCCAGCAGGGACGUGCUGUUGGACCCAGGUGAAACAUCGGCGAUGGCGGGCGCUAAGCGGGCUGUGGCGCUGGCCGCCGCCGAGGCUGGCCAUUUCGGCCCUGAGGUGGCGGCGGCAGCGUGGGCGUCGGCGCUGCCGGCGCGAAGCCGCCCCUUCGUUGGGGACCCUGGCGGCCAGGGCCGGGCGGAGCCGCUGGCCGCGGCUUUCCCCUGCCUCGCCUUGGCGGGAAACAAACGCCGCCUGCAGACGGUCGGGGAUCUGCUGUCGGCGCUGUCGGCGCGGGAAACCGUCGAUGCCCGCAGGGAGAAUCGGCGGCUGAGACCAACAUACAGCAAAUCAGAUUGGGGCGUAUGCGCAGGGCCAGCAGCGACGACAGCAACAACAUCAGCAACAGCAGCAACAACGGCAGCAGCUGCAACGCACGGCAAUGGCGGCAGCAGCAACAGCGGCAACAGCAGGCAGGGGCAGCAGCAGGUAGGGGCAGCAGCGGCAGCAGCGCAGCAGCGGCAGCAGCAGCACCAGGGGGGACGAGCAGCAUAG